UGAGAACUUUGCCCCGCUCCCGCCCCGUGUCAGCAGCCCAGCCGACACCAAGGGCCUCACCAUGGCCUCCCAGCACCGGGGGCUGGCCCUCUUCGGCCUUCUGCUCAGCCUGCAGGGGUCUCUGGCGGCAGUCUUCAUCACCCAGGAGCAAGCCCACAGCAUCCUGCACAGACAGAGGCGUGCCAACUCGCUCCUGGAGGAGCUGUGGCCGGGCUCCCUGGAGAGAGAGUGCAGGGAGGAGCUGUGCUCCUUCGAGGAAGCCAGGGAGAUCUUCAAAAACCUGGAGAGGACGGAGCAGUUCUGGAUCUCAUACAACGACGGGGACCAGUGUGCCUCGGGUCCCUGCCGGAACGGGGGCUCCUGCGAGGACCAGCUUCAGUCCUACGUCUGCUUCUGUCCCGAGGGUUUCGAGGGCCGGAACUGUGAGACAGACCAGAAGAGCCAGCUGAUCUGCACAAAUGACAACGGGGGCUGCGAGCAGUACUGCACUGACCACGCAGAGGCUGGGCGUUCCUGCUGGUGCCACAAGGGCUACGCACUCCAGGAGGACGGGGUGUCCUGCGUGCCCACAGUUGAAUAUCCAUGUGGGAAAAUACCUGUUCUGGAGAAAAGAAACAACAGCAACCCCCAAGGAAGAAUUGUGGGGGGCAAGGUCUGCCCCAAAGGGGAGUGUCCCUGGCAGGCCCUGCUGAAGCUGAACGGGGCACUGCUGUGCGGGGGAGCCCUGCUCGAUGUCACCUGGGUGGUCUCUGCCGCCCACUGCUUCGACCGGAUCCGGAACUGGAGGAACUUGACAGUGGUGCUCGGCGAGCACGACCUUGGCCAGCGUGAGGGCGAGGAGCAGGAGCGGAAGAUCGCUCAAAUCAUCGUCCCCGACACGUACGUACCGGGCAAGACAGACCACGACCUGGCCCUGCUCCGCCUGGAGCGGCCUGUGGCCCUCAGCGACCACGUGGUGCCCCUCUGCCUGCCCGAGAAGACCUUCUCCGAGCGGACGCUGGCCUUCGUCCGCUUCUCGGCCGUCAGCGGCUGGGGCCAGCUCCUGGACCGCGGGGCCACGGCACGCGUGCUCAUGGCCAUCCAGGUGCCCCGGCUCCUGACCCAGGACUGCCUGGAGCAGUCGCGCCUGAGGCCGGGGUCGCCUGCCCUCACGGACAACAUGUUCUGCGCCGGCUACCUGGACGGCAGCAAGGACGCCUGCAAAGGGGACAGCGGGGGCCCGCACGCCACCCACUUCCGGGGCACGUGGUACCUGACGGGCCUUGUCAGCUGGGGUGAGGGCUGUGCGGCCGCUGGUCACUUCGGGGUGUACACCCGGGUCUCCCGCUACACGGCCUGGCUCCACCGGCUCAUGGACUCCCUGCUGCCCUCAGAGGGCCUCCUCCAAGCCCCGCUCGCCUACGUGGUCAGCGCAGUGCAGGCCAGCAACGGCUCUCCUGCCCGGUCACCACCAGGUCCGGGCUCCAAUCAGGAGGCCGUGAUAAGCAGGACAAGCAGCCACCCUCGAGCCAGGGCGAGUGACCCUUGUCCCGAGGCCUGUCACAGCAAGGACGAAGACACUGUCCUCGGCCACAGUAUGGCGGGCCUGCUGUGCCUUGUCCUGCUCAGCACCUCCCUGGCCAGCCUGCUGCUACCGGGGGGCAGUGUGUUCCUGGACCGGGACCGCGCCCACACAGUCCUGCAGAGGGUCCGGAGGGCGAACUCGUUCCUGGAGGAGAUGAAGAAGGGAAACCUGGAAAGAGAGUGCGUAGAAGAGACUUGCAACUACGAGGAGGCCCGCGAAGCCUUCGAGGACACGGAGAAGACGAAUGAAUUCUGGAAUAAAUACAAAGAUGGUGACCAGUGUGACAGCAGUCCUUGUCUGAAUCAGGGCACCUGUAAAGACGGCCUCGGGGAGUACACAUGCACCUGUGUGGAAGGGUUUGAAGGCAAAAACUGUGAAUUACCCCUGCGCCAGCUCUGCAGCCUGGACAACGGGGACUGUGAGCAGUUCUGCAGGGAGGAGUUUAGCUCCGUGGUGUGCUCCUGCGCCAGGGGGUACGUCCUCGGGGAUGACGGCAAGUCCUGUGUCUCUACAGAGCCCUUCCCCUGUGGGAAACUCACGCUGGGACGCAGCCGAAGGUCGGCCACCCCCAAGACUGAGAUCAACCUGCUGGAGCAGGACAACCCCAAAGACCUGGGCCCCACCGAGAGCCCUUCCUUCCUGCUGCACCUCAACGAGACAGAGCCGAGCCCCGAGGAGGACGAGAGCAGCCUGGUCCGCAUCGUGGGCGGGAGGGACUGCAAGGAGGGCGAGUGCCCCUGGCAGGCUCUGCUCAUCAACGAGGAGAACGAGGGCUUCUGCGGGGGCACCAUCCUGAGCGAGCACUACGUGCUCACGGCGGCCCACUGCCUCCACCAGGCCCAGCGGUUCAAGGUGAGGGUCGGCGACCGGGACACGGAGAAGGAGGAGGGCAAUGAGAUGGUGCACGAGGUGGAGAUGACGGUGAAGCAUGGCAAGUUCGUGCGGGAGACGUAUGACUUCGACAUCGCGGUGCUCAAGCUCCGGACGCCCAUCAGGUUCCGCCACAACGUGGCCCCUGCCUGCCUGCCUGAGAAGGACUGGGCCGAGGCCACGCUGCUGACACAGAAGUCGGGCAUCGUCAGCGGCUUCGGGCGCACGCACGAGCGGGGUCGCCUGUCCUCCACCCUCAAGAUGCUGGAGGUGCCCUACGUGGACCGGAGCACCUGCAAGCUGUCCAGCAGCUUUGCCAUCACCCCCAACAUGUUCUGCGCCGGCUACGAUGCGCAGCCCGAGGACGCCUGCCAGGGCGACAGCGGCGGCCCCCACGUCACCCGCUUCAGGGACACCUACUUUGUCACCGGCAUCGUCAGCUGGGAGGGGUGCGCGCGCAAGGGGAAGUACGGGGUCUACACCAAGGUCACCAAUUUCCUCAAGUGGAUUGAGAGGUGCAUGACAGCCAGGGCGGAGGCCCAGGUGUGAGCGCCCCAUUAAAGUCCUCCCAGCCCGACCC
This is a messenger RNA of Vicugna pacos (alpaca), 3014 nucleotides long. The record is from RefSeq and is a predicted model, not a curated record. Lineage: Eukaryota; Metazoa; Chordata; Mammalia; Artiodactyla; Camelidae.